UGACGGGAUGUUGGUUGAAAACUUGAAAUUGAGUAAAUUAAUCUAAUUAUUCAAUUGAAAAGAUGAAUAAGACUUGAUAAAUCAUUGCAAUUGUGCUGCGAGAUACUUAUAUACAAGUGUUGUAUGGCCGUUUUGCGGAAAAACUUUGUAAGAUUGAGAGUGAGGCGAUGAUGAGGAGCAAAGCUCUACUUUGGGUCGCUUCUGCAUCUUCUUCUUCUUCUUCUUCGCCAUUUUUAGGUAAGCUUCCUCCUCUUUUCCCUCUUUCUUCCUGCACUUCGUCUUUCAAUUUUUCACCUUUUUCUUUUCUUAUUUCUCCUCUUCCAUUGCUAUUUCAUUCCCGAUUUUACUCUUAUCGUCCCAAACAUUUUGAUUUUCAUGUUAAUGCUCAUGUUGAUGAUGACCCCAAAUCGUUUCUCAAAUUUGUUAGACAACAAUCCAAAUUAGGGUUUACUGAUGUCGAAACCCCCCUUUCCCAUUUCCACCAUAUGAAAUCGAUGCGACCUCUUCCAUCUAUCAUUGAUUUCUGUAUGUUGUUGAGUGCCAUUUCCACCUUAAUUCGAGGUAUGUUAACUUUGGGACAACAGAAAGAGGCUCAAGAAAUGCUGACUGAGAUGUUGAGGAACAACAUAACUCCUGACAUUCAGACCUACAGCAUGUUGAUUGAUAUGUAUUGUAAAGAUGGCAAGGUUGGUGAAGCACGGGACAUUUUUGUUCACAUGACUGAGAGAGGAUUUGUUCCCGAUAUCAUCACUUACAGUGCUCUGUUAGAUGGAUAUUGUUUACGUGGUGAGAUGGAUGAGGCAGAAAAGCUUAUGGAUUUGAUGGUUGAAAAUGGUUGCAAACCUGAUGUAGUUACUUACAGCAGCUUAAUCAAUGGCUAUUGCAAGUCUAAAAAGAUUGACAAAGCUCUUGGCCUGCUCCAAGAGAUGCAUUUUAACGGAUUAGCCCCUAAUGUUAUCACGUACAGCACUCUUAUAGAUGCCUUGUGCAAAGACAAUCAACUCAAGCUUGCACACCAGUUUUUCAAGGAAAUGGAAGCUCAUGGACUAAAGCCAGAUGUAAUAACUUGGAACUCAUUACUUGACGGCAUGUGUAGGAAUGCACAAAUAGAUAAGGCAGUUGCAACAGUGAAGGAAAUGGAGAGCACUGGAGUGGUCCCUAAUAUUAUUACAUACAGUAUCCUAAUGGAUGGUUUUUGUGAAGCUAAUCGCCUUAGAGAAGCGGUGGACAUUUUCUCCUUUCUCACAGCUAAAGGGCUGCAUGAUGUGCGUGCUUACACCAUAAUGAUAAAAGGGUUUUGUAAAGAAGGGUUGCUAGUAAAAGCCGAUGAAUUAUUGAAGAAUAUGGAGGACAAUGGAUGCUUUCCAGAUGAAUGCACCUUUAAUACAAUUAUUAGAGGAUUUAUAGAUGGAAAGGACAUUAGCAGAGCAUUAGAGCUUGUCAGGUUGAUGAGAAUUAAAGAGUUUGCUGCUGAUAAUCACACUAUAUCAUCAUUUGUGGGCUUACUCACUGAUCCAAAUAUCGAUGAUGCAGACAAGGAUUUGCUGAAAAAGUUUUUGGAAAACGCAUGUUCUCAUUCUCCUUUGGUCAUGAGCACAACUGAUUUUGAGAGGAAGAUAGAAACGAAAGGCUAUCCCCACAAUGAGAAUGCCAUUAUUAUUAAUUUAUUAUUGAAAUUUCUUCAUUCCUUUUUAAUUUUGGCAGAGGCAGCACUAGCAGUAGCAGGUGUGAGAACUGAGAGUGAGACGAUGAUGAGGAACAAAGCUUUGCUUUCACUUGCUUCUGCUUCUUCGCCAUUUUUAGGUUAUCUUCUUCAUCUUCCUUCUUUUUCCAGAUGUUUUCAUGCUGAUGUUGAUUUUGAUUUUGAUGACCCCAAAUUGUUCCUUAAAUUUGUUAGACAACAAUCCAAAUUAGGGUUUUCUGAUGUUGAAACCCCCCUUUCUCUUUUCGAUCAUAUGAAAUUGAUUCGCCCACUUCCUGGUAUUAUCGAUUUCAAUAUUCUUUUUUCAUCCAUUUGUAAGAUUAAACCCCACCCCCCUUUCUCCACUGUCAUUUCUCUUUACAGGCAGCUCCUUUUCUUAGGUCUUCGUCCAAAUAUUUACUCCCUUACCAUCCUUGCCAAUUGCUACUGUCGUUUGAACUUUGUUGAUUUGGGGUUCUCUGUUCUCGCCAACAUUAUUAAGCUUGGUUUUCAGCCUAAUAUUGUUACUUUUACUACUCUCAUAAACGGCUUCAUUCACUCUAAUCAAUUUGAGAAAGCCGUUCCAUUGUUGGAUAAAAUUCUCAAGCUUGGCUUCCAACCUGAUAUGGUCACUUAUGGUUCUUUGUUCAAAGGUCUCUGUAGUUCCGGUGAUAAUGCCGGUGCUCUCAAACUCCUUAGAAAUAUGGAGUCUUAUGGCCAUUUUAUGCCUGAUGUUGUCAUUUAUAGCACCAUCAUUGAUAGUCUCUGUAAAGACCAGUUAUUACCUCAGGCUCUCCGUCUUUUCAAGGAGAUGAAAGUCAAGGGAAUUUCCCCUAAUGUUUUUACCUUAAUUCGAGGUAUGUGCACUUUGGGGCAACAGAAAGAGGCUCAAGAAAUGCUGACUGAGAUGUUGAGGAACAACAUAACUCCUGAUGUUAACACCUACAGCAUGUUGAUUGAUAUGUAUUGUAAAGAAGGCAAGGUUGGUGAAGCACGGGACAUUUUUGUUCACAUGAUUGAGAGAGGAUUUGUUCCCAAUAUCAUCACUUACAGUGCUCUGGUAGAUGGAUAUUGUUUACGUGGUGAGAUGGAUGAGGCAGAAAAGCUUAUGGAUUUGAUGGUUGAAAAUGGUUGCAAACCUGAUGUAGUUACUUACAGCAGCUUAAUCAAUGGCUAUUGCAAGUCUAAAAAGAUUGACAAAGCUCUUGGUCUGCUCCAAGAGAUGCAUUUUAACGGAUUAGCCCCUGAUGUUAUCACGUACAGCACUCUUAUAGAUGCCUUGUGCAAAGACAAUCAACUCAAGCUUGCACAUCAAUUUUUCAAGGAAAUGGAAGCUCAUGGACUAAAGCCAGAUGUAAUCACUUGGAACUCAUUGCUUGAUGGGAUGUGUAAGAAUGGACAAAUAGAUGAGGCGAUUGCAACACUGAAGGAAAUGGAGAGCAGUGGAGUGGCCCCUGAUAUUAUUACAUACAGAACCCUAAUGGAUGGUUUCUGUGAAUCUAAUCGCCUUAGAGAAGCGAUGGACAUCUUCUCCUUUCUCACAGCUAAAGGGCUGCAUGAUUUGCGUGCUUACACCAUAAUGAUAAAAGGGUUUUGUAAAGAAGGGUUGCUAGCAAAAGCCGAUGAAUUAUUGAAGAAUAUGGAGGACAAUGGAUGCUUUCCAGAUGAAUGCACCUUUAAUACAAUUAUUAGAGGAUUUAUAGAUGGAAAGGACAUUAGCAGGGCAUUAGAGCUUGUCAGGUUGAUGAGAAUUAAAGAGUUUGCUGCUGAUAAUCACACUAUAUCAUCAUUUGUGGGCUUACUCACUAAUCCAAAUAUCGAUGACGCAGACAAGGAUUUGCUGAAAAAGUUUUUUGAGAACUGAGUGUGCGCUAGUUAGAAGCAAAGGUGGAAGGAGCAAUGGAUAAAGAAUAUAUAUGAUCUGCUGUGACAGAGAUGUGAAAACAAACAUUGUGAGCGAAUGUUGUGAGUUGGUAAGUACUCUGUAAUAUUUAACGUGUUUUUGAUUGAUUGUAGGUAAAUACCUUAAUUCUUGAAGCAAAUGUGGAUUUACCGGUAAUUUUUGUAUCCAACUGUUGUGAUGGCAAAAAGAUAUUGAAGCUGUGAUUGUAUGUGGUUGCUGGAAUCUAGUUGCUACUGUUCAGGCUGAUUACUUGGUCAGCCAGGUUGGCUCUUGCUU
Messenger RNA from Chenopodium quinoa (quinoa), 3860 nucleotides. RefSeq names its product pentatricopeptide repeat-containing protein At2g17140-like. Bases 168 to 3545 code for a protein of 1125 amino acids. NCBI's taxonomy places the organism in Eukaryota, Viridiplantae, Streptophyta, Magnoliopsida, Caryophyllales, Amaranthaceae. The transcript is spliced from 3 exons. Gene Ontology annotation, molecular function: protein binding. The record is from RefSeq and is a predicted model, not a curated record.